This is a messenger RNA of Oryzias melastigma (Indian medaka), 3436 nucleotides long. It is a transcript of the gene atad5b, whose product is annotated as ATPase family AAA domain containing 5b. The transcript has 14 exons. Gene Ontology annotation, cellular component: nucleus. The coding region runs from base 538 to 3384 and encodes 948 amino acids. NCBI's taxonomy places the organism in Eukaryota, Metazoa, Chordata, Actinopteri, Beloniformes, Adrianichthyidae. The record is from RefSeq and is a predicted model, not a curated record. Gene Ontology annotation, molecular function: ATP hydrolysis activity; DNA binding; DNA clamp unloader activity.
AUAGGAUGUGGUAACAUCAUCAUAGUUGUUAAGGGGUUUGUAGGUUUACUUUUCUUUGUACAAUUAAACUUGAAAUAAAACGUUAUUUAAAAAAUGAACUGUUAUCAUUAAUCUAGCCAUCUUAGACCUAAAUUUUACUUGGCAUUGUCCUUUUUUUAAUGUUACAAUAUGUGUUUUACUUUUUAUUUGCAGAAAGUGUCAUGAUUUAACCCGACAAAAAGUAAUUUUAAAAUAUUAGCGACAUAUAGCGUCUUUCUCCAUACACGAUCUUUGGUUGGGUGGCGCAGGCUUAAUACGUCAUCAUGUGUGGGUUUUUUUUUUUUUUCUCAGUGGCGCCCUUAAACUUAAUUUUGUGUGUUGUAACGUCUACGCUUGAAAAUACUCACGUAAGUCUACAUUCAAGUUUUAUUUAUUAAACGUUUUAGUUGUUAUAUUUUGGUUCAAAGCUGGCGUCGCACAGUAUGACGUUGCUUCUUUUUCCCCGAGCGGCAAAUACAAACAGGGCGAGGACAUACGGCGGGUUUGCAGAGUUUUAGCAUGACGGACGGGCUCAAUCCGUCCACAAACUCUCGACAUGUAUCUUGCAAAGACAACCGGCAACCGACGAUAGUGAUACCAUCGUCAGAGUCGAGCUGCUCUGACCAAGAAGCACCGCAGGAGCAAAAACUCUCCGUCAAUGAGGUGAAGACGCCAAGAAAACGCCUUAAAGUAUUCCCAAUUUUUUUGCAGAACAGUAAAGGUAACCUUAGUUCUGAGAGACAGUUGUAUCAGAGCGCAAAAAGGAAAGCAGCGUUUUCUACUCAGAAAAAUGACAAACGCUCAACUUUACUGACUCACGUGACUGCAGAAGAUGGGCGGGGCUUAUUCACCCGUGGAGAGCAUCUGUCAAAGUCAGAACUGCAAAGCUGUCUGGACGAAAUCCAGACAUCAAACCCAUCGUUUCCUGUCCAAACUGUGUUCAGUGCUUUGCAGAAGAAAGCCUGUGAGGAUCUGCUAAAGAGUCGAGCAGGUCAUGCUUCACACACACCUCUACCCUCAAAAGAGAAGAGGAAGGGAGAAAACGAUGCAUCUGAGAGGUUAACCAAGCGCCCCAGGUGCUGCGUCCCGGAUCAGGAUCUCCACAGAAGCUUUUCCGCUCAGAAGAAACCCAGAGGCAAUAAGCUGAGUCGCACUCGCAGACUGAAGCAAAACAGCAGCCCGGCAGUCCAGGUGAAGGACUGUAAUCAGGGUCAUAGUGGACCAGAACUUCAUCAAAGAGAUUCCUACGUGGAGGACACACUCUGGACAGACAAGUACAGUCCUCAACAUUCAAGUGAAGUCAUUGGAAAUGCUUCCUCUGUGGCUAAACUGCACAGUUGGUUGAAAAAAUGGAAACUGCGAGCCAAUCAGGAUGAGAGGAGGAAAAUGGAGGAAAGUCAACGAGGAGAAGAUGAUUCAUGGGACUGUGGAGAUUUCCAGGGUGAAUCCUCCUCAGAAAACCCAGCUGAGGAGUUUCUGUGGAACACGGUGCUGAUUUCUGGACCUCCGGGGGUUGGAAAGACAGCCUCAGUGUACGCCUGCUCUCAGGAGCUGGGCUUCAAGGUGUUUGAGGUGAACUGCUCCUCCCAGCGCAGCGGCCGCCUCCUUCUGUCCCAGCUGAAGGAGGCGACUCAGUCUCAUCUGGUGGAGAUUUCAGGAGAAGACCCGCUCAAACCGGCCUUCUUCAGCAGCUACAACUCCUCUUCCUCCAGCAGCAGCACUCUGAGAUGCACUCUGGGGAGAACUUUAUUUCCUAAAACUUUGAGCUCAACUUCAAAAAAGGCAGCAAAAAGAAAGCCGAGCUCCCGGCAUCGCAAAGCGGCGGCAGACGCCCUCACUCUGGCUCACUUCUUCAAACCGAAGGAUGGAGCUGAUAAUCCAGACCGGAAGAUUCUGAGCGUCCCGUUUGCCGGCUGUGACCAGGCAGAGGCGCAGAGCAAAAGCACGGCCACCUCCCUCAUUCUGUUCGAAGAGGUCGACGUCAUCUUUAAGGACGACGUCGGUUUCCUCGCAGCCGUCAAAGCAUUCAUGAAAACCACAAAAAGACCCGUAGUUUUGACCACAAACGAUCCUUUAUUUAAGGACAGGUUUGACUGCAGCUUGGAGGAAAUCACCUUCAAAGCUCCGUCUGAAGCGAGCGUCUGCAGUUACCUGCAGCUGCUGAGUCUGGCUGAGAAGACGCGGCUGCGUUCAGGCGACGCCAGGAACCUCCUCGCGCUCACGGGUGGCGAUGUGAGACGAUGCCUGCUGCAGCUGCAGCUCUGGGUCCACAGUGGAGGAGGCGGAGCCCAAACCAGCAGGCUCCAUUCAAAGUUUACAAAAGGAUCAGAGCUUCCUCAUCAUGAAACCAGCUGCUCCGCCUCCAUGUUGGGCCUCCAGUCUGUCAGCCCAAGUCAUCUUCUGGACUAUCUGAAGCCUAAAACGGAUACAAAGAUGUUCCUGAAACUCCUUGCUGAGAGCUGGAGAGGAGGCUUUCCUCUUCUUUACUCCAACCUAGAGCUGCUCCUGUCCCUCGGAGCCUCACUCCACAGUCCGGAGGAGGAGACGGAUUCCUGUCUGCAGCCUCAACACCUUCACCUUCAGAAACGUUCAAGCGCUUCAGUGUCCUGCAGAAAGUCUGUCUCCCGCCUGAGUCGACGGAAGAGCAGCUCAGCAGGACGUGGUGACACGACAAACCCUCGAAUGACUGAGGAAUCAUGGAUCCCAAAUGAAGCGGACUCUCUAUGUGCCCUCGCAGACUUCCUCGACCUCAUGUCAUAUCUUGACUCCACACUUCCAAACGCGGGAACGCCAGUUUCCAGGUCGUCCUGUUCCGGUGCGUUCGUCUGGACAGGAGCGGCGUUAGGAGACGGCUUUUUGGACGAGAUGAGCGAGGAGGAAGAGGAGGAACGCACGUGUGAGAGCAAAGAGAGGCUGCUGGACAUCAGGGCUGCUGUGGAAGGAUUGGGCUUCCGCAUUUGCAGCAGGAGCGCGUCGGAGGCGUGGAUUUCACCCCACAUUGAAGAACGGGAGAGCGGACGUUUGGAGGAGCGGGUGACCACUAAGAAACACACCCUCAGCUUCACCUUUCAGCCUCUUUGUGCUCCGAGCGUGUUCCAGAGGAGGCUGAAGCUGAGCAGGAUGGUGCUGAGCAGCAGGACCUUCGGCCUGCUGGGGAACAGAGGCGCGGUCUGUGCCGAGUACAUGCCGGUCCUGCGCUUCAUUUGUCACAAACGUAAAGAACAAGCCAGCUCCAUGCUGGGCCUCUCGAAUUCCACCGUGCGGCUUCUGGCUAAAGACUUCAUCUGGAGAAGUUUGGAAAGACCUCCAAACCAAACGCCUUCCAGCUUCACCGGGAUCAAAUCCUUUCCAGCUCCGCUGAUGUGAAAGCUCUUUUUAUUUAAUAAGGUGCAAUCAUGAACUGUAAAUAAAACUAUUU